AUGGCUUUUUCUACGUUCAAUGUAAUAAAAACAAAUGAUGUAACUGUAUUUGAUGAUGAGAACAAUGAAUAUGAAGGCAAAUCAGUUAUUAUUCAAUAUCCCGGUUAUCGUAUAUUAAUUAUAGACACUGGAUUAUUAGAAAGACAUAGAAAACCAAAUAUUUUAUCUACAAUUGAUGUCAUCAUUGUAUUACAAUGGAAUUCAACUGUUCAAUUAUCAUUAAAUAACUUGUUCAAUGAAAUUGCUAGCAAACAAUUCAUAUUUGAAAAGUGCACAUGUUUAAUUCUACCAACGAUAUGUCAGUUGAAACAUAUUCCAUUCAAUUCACUUCAACAUAAAUUAAUAAAAUCUUCAAUGAUCAAGAAUGAUGAAAUUAAAGAAAUGAUCUGGUUACAAAUUGCAUUGAAAUUAGGACUAAUUGUUUUACAAGUUUCUAAUGGAAAUAAAUUUUGGACAAGAUUUCAACAUACACAAUCAAUGAGUUCAUCUAUAAGUGAAAAACUACACCUUACGUUAUAUAAUAAUAAUCAAUCAAUACAGAAAACAAAUUGUAAUAGUGAAUUACUAAAACGAAAUUUAUUAUUAUAUGAAAAAUUUGGAGUAGGAAAAUUGAAAAUAUUACCUAUUUCAACUGGAUGUGUUGCUAACCAUGGCUUAUCUUAUAGUGUAUUGUUUACAUGGAUCCCUUAUGAAAUAGAAUUGUCCAACAUAACAGAACAUCAUAAGAAUUAUGCCAAAGUAUUUUUCUAUUCAGUAACAUUAGAUUCAAAAAAAGGAAAUGAUUCUGUCAAUGAAAAGCAAUUAGUUUACCAUCGAAUUGAAACUGAACAGAAAUAUGUUGGAAUGAAUUGUUCAAUUAAUAAGAAAGGAAUUACAGAACAUGAUGUGACUUAUUCUCAGUCGAAAAUAACUCGGUCAAAAACAUUCACCUCAGGCUUAAAUCCACCAAAACGUACAAUUUAUACAAACGCAGUACGUUCGACAACCAAUCCAAUUUUAAGGAAAAGUCGUGAACAGAAAUAUGAAAAUGAUAUGGUUAAGUCUCCUGAAGAUAAUCAUAAGCAAAAAUGUGGAAUUAAACAAGUUACAUUCAGUGGAACGGUUAAUUAUGUUUCAACUGAAGAUUUUGUUGAGAAAGUCACAAUGAAGUCAUCCGUAAAUGUCAAUCAAUCAGUGAUACCGAAAGCCUUGCCAUCACCAAUAGUAAAUAAAAUAUCAACAAAAAAAUCAUUAUCACCACAAACAAUAGUAGUUAAUACUAGUACUACUAAUGCUACUAUUGCUACGAAUAUUUCUGAAAGUUCUGUUAUUGUAUCCAAUGAAAAAAACAAUGGCGAAUUAUUUCCUCAAUCUAAUGAAGAAUGUUCUUUUGAAGAGAAAACCGAGACUCUGCUAACCAAAUCAACUUCAUGUCCUAAUCAACUGGCACAGCAUACAUUAAAUAAUCAUUCUAGACCUACAUCAUUAUUUGAAAAGGAUUCCGACUAUCAGUAUUAUUACUAUUAUAAUAGUGAUCAAGAAUAUGAAAGAUUUCCAAUAUCAGCCACCGUAUUAUUAGCUAUACCUGAAGGUGGUGAAAAUGACUACUAUGCUGAUUCACCACAAUGUAUAACAGUUAAAGAACUAAAAGAAUUAGGAUUAUAUGCUAGUGAAGAGGACGAUGAUGACGAAGAUGAAGAUGAUGAGGAUGAAAGUAACAGGAGUGAAGACAGAAAUGAAAACGAUACAGGAAUAAAUGUGCGUGAGUUAGAUAAUACAUUGUCAGAUGAUGGAACUAAUAGUUCUAGUUUCAUCAGUGAAAGUGUAUCCGAUUUUAAUGAAGUACACAUUCCAAAAAAUAUCAGUCUAACACAUCAUGAAGAAGUAAUGAUUUCAUAAUUACAUAUCUCCCAUAUUUUAGAAUAGCUUCACAAAAUAAUCAUCUUUUCAUAUUAUAUUACACAAUAUAC
This is a messenger RNA of Schistosoma mattheei, 1949 nucleotides long. Lineage: Eukaryota; Metazoa; Platyhelminthes; Trematoda; Strigeidida; Schistosomatidae. The record is from the annotation of a GenBank genome assembly.